Messenger RNA from Elephantulus edwardii (Cape elephant shrew), 3798 nucleotides. It is a transcript of the gene PHKA1, whose product is annotated as phosphorylase kinase, alpha 1 (muscle). Gene Ontology annotation, molecular function: calmodulin binding. The coding region runs from base 34 to 3666 and encodes 1210 amino acids. The record is from RefSeq and is a predicted model, not a curated record. Gene Ontology annotation, biological process: glycogen metabolic process. Lineage: Eukaryota; Metazoa; Chordata; Mammalia; Macroscelidea; Macroscelididae. Gene Ontology annotation, cellular component: phosphorylase kinase complex. The transcript is spliced from 33 exons.
UAUUUCUCAAAGGACAAUUAGAAACGAAGCACAAUGAGGAGCCGGAGUAACUCGGGGGUCCGACUGGAUGUCUAUGGUAGACUGGUGCAUCAGACCAUUUUGUGCCACCAAAAUCCAGUGACUGGCUUGCUUCCAGCCAGCUAUGAUCAAAAAGAUGCCUGGGUCCGUGAUAAUGUGUAUAGCAUUUUGGCUGUGUGGGGUUUGGGUCUGGCUUAUCGGAAGAAUGCAGAUCGGGACGAGGACAAAGCAAAGGCCUAUGAACUGGAGCAGAGUGUAGUGAAGUUGAUGAGGGGAUUGCUGCACUGCAUGAUCAGACAGGUGGAGAAAGUAGAUUCCUUUAAAUAUAGCCAGAGCACCAAGGAUAGCCUCCAUGCUAAGUAUAACAUCAAGACUUGUGCCACUGUAGUUGAUGAUGACCAAUGGGGACAUCUGCAAUUGGAUGCUACCUCUGUAUACCUACUCUUUUUAGCACAAAUGACUGCUUCCGGACUCCAUAUCAUCCACAACCUAGAUGAAGUCAAUUUCAUACAGAACCUUGUGUUUUACAUUGAAGCUGCAUAUAAAACUGCUGACUUUGGGAUAUGGGAACGUGGAGAUAAGACCAACCAAGGGAUAUCAGAAUUGAAUGCAAGUUCAGUUGGAAUGGCAAAGGCAGCCCUAGAAGCGUUAGAUGAAUUGGAUCUGUUUGGUGUAAAAGGUGGGCCCCAAUCAGUUAUCCAUGUCUUGCCAGAUGAAAUACAACACUGUCAGUCAAUUCUGAAUUCAAUACUGCCCCGAGCUUCAACAUCCAAAGAGGUUGAUGCCAGCCUGCUUUCAGUUAUUUCCUUCCCAGCUUUUGCAGUAGAGGAUAGCCAGUUGGUGGAACUUACAAAACAGGAGAUCAUCACCAAGCUUCAGGGUCGUUAUGGCUGCUGCCGCUUUCUACGAGAUGGAUAUAAAACUCCCAAAGAGGAUCCAAAUCGUCUGUAUUAUGAACCAGCUGAGCUGAAGUUAUUUGAAAACAUUGAAUGUGAAUGGCCAUUAUUCUGGACCUACUUUAUCCUUGAUGGAGUCUUCAGUGGUAAUGCGCAACAGGUUCAAGAGUAUAGAGAGGCUCUUGAAGCAGUCCUUAUCAAGGGAAAAAAUGGAAUUCCACUUCUCCCAGAACUGUACAGUGUUCCUCCAGAUAAGGUUGAUGAAGAAUAUCAGAAUCCUCAUAGUGUGGAUCGAAUUCCCAUGGGCAAGUUGCCUCACAUGUGGGGUCAGUCUCUAUACAUCUUAGGAAACUUGAUGGCAGAGGGAUUUUUAGCUCCUGGAGAAAUUGAUCCCUUGAAUCGUAGAUUUUCUACUGUACCAAAGCCAGAUGUUGUGGUUCAAGUUUCAAUUCUUGCAGAGACAGAAGAGAUCAAGGCCAUUUUGAAGGAAAAGGGAAUUGAUGUGGAGACCAUUGCUGAGGUGCAUCCCAUCAGAGUACAGCCAGCUCGUAUUCUCAGCCACAUUUAUUCCAGCUUAGGAUGCAGCAGUAAAAUGAAACUCAGUGGACGACCUUACAGAAACAUGGGAGUUAUUGGAACUUCAAAACUCUAUAACAUUCGAAAAACGAUUUUUAGUUUCACUCCACAGUUCAUAGACCAACAGCAGUUCUACUUGGCUCUGGACAACAAGAUGAUAGUGGAAAUGCUUAGAACAGACCUCUCCUACCUCUGUAGCCGUUGGAGGAUGACAGGACAACCCACCAUUACCUUCCCCAUCUCACACACCAUGCUUGAUGAAGAUGGAACCAGUUUGAAUUCUGCUAUCUUGGCAGCACUCCAGAAAAUGCAAGAUGGCUAUUUUGGUGGGGCAAGGAUUCAAACAGGUAAAUUGUCAGAAUUCUUGACAACUUCUUGCUGCACAUACUUGAGCUUCAUGGACCCUAAGCCUGAGGGUAAGUUAUACAAUGAUGGUUAUAAUGACAGCUACAAUGACCUGGAAUCUUGUGACUGGAUGGAUGGUUUUGAUUCAGCUAGUAUUGCUGGCUGUGGUGAUGAAGUUGCUCACUAUUUAGAUCACCUUCUGGCACAUGAUGCUGCCCGUUCUAAACUACCCCUUACUGCACAGAAGAGAGGGUUACAUCAGUUCCGAGAUGCUGUCCAAACAACUUGCAAUUUAAUGUCUUUGGUGACCAAGGCCAAGGAGCUGCAUAUACAAAAUGUUGACAUGUAUCUUCCCACAAAGUUAUUUCAGGCUUCUCGAUCUUCACUCAACUUAUUGGACUUGCCCCACCCCUCACAGGAGGAUCAGGUUCCCUCUGUUCAUGUAGAAAUACCUCUUCCGAGAGAUCCAUCUGGGGAAGUAGACUUCAAAGCACUGGUAUUACAAUUAAAAGAGAGCUCAAACUUACAGGAGCAAGCUGAUAUUCUCUACAUUCUGUAUAAUAUGAAAGGACCUGACUGGGACCCUGGAAUGUAUUAUGAAGGGAGUGCUACAGUCAGAGAGCUUCUUCAUGAACUAUAUGGAAAAGUUGGUGAAAUUCGACACUGGGGCUUAAUCCGUUAUAUCUCUGGAAUUCUAAGGAAGAAGGUGGAAGCCCUUGAUGAGGCUUGCACAGACCUUCUCUCUCACCAGAAACAUUUGAAAGUGGGACUACCCCCAGAACCUCGAGAAAAGACCAUCUCUGCACCUCUGCCUUAUGAAGCACUCACUCAGCUGAUAGAUGAAGCCAGUGAAGGGAACAUUAGCAUUUCCAUACUUACACAGGAAAUAAUGGUAUAUCUAGCCAUGUAUAUGCGAACUCAACCUGGCCUCUUUGCUGAAAUGUUUCAACUUCGAAUUGGUCUGAUCAUACAAGUUAUGGCAACAGAACUAGCCCACUCACUUCGGUGCUCAGCUGAGGAAGCCACAGAAGGCCUGAUGAAUCUCAGUCCUUCAGCUAUGAAGAGCCUCCUGCAUCAUAUUCUCAGUGGCAAGGAGUUUGAAGUAGAGCGAAGUGUUCGUCCUAAUGACUCAAAUAUCAGCCCUGCUAUUUCUAUCCAUGAAAUUGGUGCUAUUGGAGUGACCAAAACUGAACGAACUGGGAUCAUACAGUUAAAAAGUGAUAUAAAGAAGUCACCUGGAACUUCUAUGACUCCAAGUGGUGUAUCCUUUACUAGCACAUAUGGUCAACAGACUUAUAUAGAUAAUCGGCAAGGUCAGUGGCAACGUCGAAGAAGAUUGGAUGGGGCACUGAACAGGGUGCCUGUUGGAUUUUAUCAGAAAGUAUGGAAAGUUUUACAGAAGUGUCAUGGACUUUCUGUGGAAGGUUUUGUACUCCCUUCUUCUACCACUAAGGAGAUGACUCCAGGAGAGAUUAAGUUUUCUGUUCACGUAGAGUCUGUCCUUAAUCGUGUACCUCAGCCUGAGUAUCGUCAGCUUUUCGUUGAGGCCAUUCUUGUCCUUACUGUGCUGGCAGAUAUUGAAAUUCAUAGCAUUGGAAGCAUCAUUGCAGUGGAAAAAAUAGUACAUAUUGCCAAUGAUUUGUUCCUUCAAGAGCAGAAAACCCUUGGUGCAGAUGAUACCAUGUUGGCAAAGGAUCCUGCAUCCGGCAUCUGUACUCUUCUGUAUGACAGUGCCCCCAGUGGCAGGUUUGGCACCAUGACCUACCUCUCCAAAGCAGCCGCCACCUACAUACAGGAGUUCCUGCCCUGCAGCAUCUGUGCAAUGCAAUGAGAGCCUUGGGUCCUCUGGGAGUCUUUUGGCAUUUGUCCUCUGCCUUAUGCAUGGUACGGAAAUGUUAUUACCUGAUUACUUUCAUCCUAAACCUUCCUAUCCCAUCACUCUCAAUUAAAAAAUAUCUAUUCC